Messenger RNA from Pipistrellus kuhlii (Kuhl's pipistrelle), 5860 nucleotides. RefSeq names its product sphingomyelin synthase 2 (gene SGMS2). Gene Ontology annotation, molecular function: sphingomyelin synthase activity; ceramide cholinephosphotransferase activity. Gene Ontology annotation, biological process: sphingomyelin biosynthetic process; ceramide biosynthetic process. The coding region runs from base 608 to 1705 and encodes 365 amino acids. Lineage: Eukaryota; Metazoa; Chordata; Mammalia; Chiroptera; Vespertilionidae. The transcript is spliced from 7 exons. Gene Ontology annotation, cellular component: endoplasmic reticulum membrane; Golgi membrane. The record is from RefSeq and is a predicted model, not a curated record.
GAGCGGCCGGGCCGCGGUAAACAGGCAGCGCCGCGCCUCCGGGGCCCGGUGGGGCGGGGAUUCCCCGCCCAGCGCGCACGGAGCCGCCCGCGCCCCGCCGCCGCUGCAGCGCCGCCCGGAGCGGCCCGGGGGCGGCGGCCGUGGGAGGGGAACCCGGGGAGCAGCUUCCCUCGCGCGAGAGGGCGAGACGCGGAGCAAACUUUCUAGCGGCUUCGGCGUGGAGGUGGCCGCGGCGGCUCGCAGACCCUCGGCGGGCGCUGGAGCCGGUGGCGGGUGCAGAGCUACCCUCCUCUGCCCCACACCACUCUUCGCUGAAAGGAUCCGCUGCGAGGCAGUGCCACCUGCUGUGAGGACCAGGGUGGGAUUCGCUUGGUGCCAUCUGCAGACAGAGCCGCAGUGAGGUCUCAGGGGGAAGACGGUCGGCCUGCAUCCCUGAACGGAGAGCUGCAUGGGAGGCCCCGGCGUCUGGGGGCCGCUGUCUGCGUUUCACACCGGGAGACAGAAUCGGUCGGAGAGCCCAUGUUUAUCCUGGAAGCAGAAGGAUUAGAAAAACGUGUCUCCUGAGAACAUUCCCGUCUCCUUCUGGAUCUGAAGCCUGGGGGGAACAAUGGAUGUCAUAGAGACAGCAAAGCUGGAAGAGCACAUGGAAAACCAGACCAACGAUCUGGCCAGCACGUACCCACGGCCCGCGGAGCCUGCCGAGGAAGAGGAGAAAAAUGGCAACGGGAAACCCAAGAGCCUGUCCAAUGGGCUGCGGAAGGGCACCAAGAAGUACCCGGACUACAUCCAGAUCUCCAUGCCCACGGACUCCAGGAGCAAGUUCCCCCUGGAGUGGUGGAAAACGGGCAUCGCCUUCGUGUACGCGCUCUUCAACCUCGUCCUGACCACCGUCAUGAUCACGGUCGUGCACGAGAGGGUGCCUCCCAAGGAGCUCAGCCCGCCGCUCCCAGACAAGUUCUUCGAUUACAUUGACCGGGUGAAGUGGGCGUUUUCUGUAUCAGAAAUAAAUGGGAUUAUAUUAGUUGGACUAUGGAUCACCCAGUGGCUUUUUCUGAGAUACAAGUCCAUAGUGGGGCGCAGGUUCUUCUUUAUCAUCGGAACGUUGUACCUGUACCGCUGUGUCACCAUGUACGUCACCACGCUGCCCGUGCCUGGCAUGCACUUCCAGUGCGCUCCGAAGCUCAACGGAGACUCUCAGGCCAAAGUGCAGCGGAUCCUGCGGCUGAUCUCCGGGGGAGGGCUGUCCAUAACGGGAUCGCACAUCCUGUGCGGAGACUUCCUCUUCAGCGGCCACACGGUUGUGCUGACAUUGACGUAUCUGUUCAUUAAAGAAUACUCGCCCCGGCACUUCUGGUGGUACCACCUGGUCUGCUGGCUGCUGAGCGCCGCCGGGAUCAUCUGCAUCCUCGUCGCUCACGAGCACUACACGGUCGACGUCAUCGUUGCCUAUUACAUCACCACGCGGCUGUUCUGGUGGUACCAUUCGAUGGCCAACGAGAAGAACCUGAAGGUCUCUUCACAGACUAAUUUCCUAUCGCGUGCGUGGUGGUUCCCCAUCUUCUAUUUUUUUGAGAAAAACGUACAAGGCUCGAUUCCUUGCUGCUUCUCCUGGCCGCUCUCCUGGCCUCCCGGCUGCUUUAAGUCUUCGUGCAAGAAGUACUCCCGGGUCCAGAAGAUGGGGGAGGACAGCGAGAAAUCUACCUGAGGAGCCGCACCACGGCUUCGGCUCUCACGCCAAAAGAGGUGUCGCUGUAACCAAAGGUAUAGUUUUGUGUGUUUUUUUUUUUUUUUUUAAUGUUAGGAGAACUGACUGGUCAUUGAAGACGUGGACCAAAUUUUGUGUAAAUGGUUAGAAAGAUGAACUGGUUUUUUAUGCCUCCGGAGAAAGUCCUGUCCUGUGGCUCUUCCUCCGCGGGAGGCCAGCCCCGCUCCCCCGGGACUUCCUGGCGAGCUUGUGAAGCGGUGCCUCCAAAGAACACGCUGCCUUUCCUGCGUCUUUCUCCACCGAAGCGUUUUUUUUUCAGGAUUUCUUUUCCUCCAACGUCAGAAGAACCUGCCAAGGUUUUCAAUAAACUAUCUGGGCGGAUACAACUGCCGUGUCACUGGAUAGCCUGAUGUCGAGAGCGGAUUUGAGCGUUGGGCCUCUCGAGGAGGGGGGGAGACGCAGGGGUUGUGAGUAAGCUUGGGGUGAACGUAUUCCCCCCGCCCUCAUCAGGGUCAUCAGGGUCCGGUCCGCGGAUACGUACUGCUGCUACCACCCGAGGUACUGUGUGUCAUCUUCACUUUAUUUAUUUUUUAAACAGAUCAUUUUAUUUAAAACGUUAAAAGAAAUGUGAUCUAAGUAAAUAUGGGAAUAUUUGGCACAUCCCACAGAGUUUGCUUGGAUGUAAAUAUUUAGUUUUCAGAGCUCCGUGAAGAUGCACAGGGCACAGGGCUGUGUCUGCUCACAGCGGUCCACCUGUGUGCGCCCUGGCCUGCCGUCUGCCCGGUACAUUUGCACCCGGUGCCCCAGCGCGGCAGACUGCCGGGCACAGGCUGAACAACGCGUGGGCAAACAGUUGCCCGUGCCACGUGGGGAACAAGCCUGCAUCCUCUCCCCCCGGGUGAGGCCUGUUUCAGGGCUGCUCAUUGGAACUCAGACAUGCAAUUGGUCACAUUUCACUAGACCCACUUCUUCCUGGUUACAGUCUGCUUUAUGGGAAAAGCAAGACGGGGUCCAAAAGUUUAAUGAAUGCAUCCUUGCCUUUUUUGCAAGAGGCCCAGCUUCUUACAAAGAGGCCCAGCUUCUUGUAAACGGGGUGUUUAUAGGAAGGAAGGACUAAGGAGACACACCACCAUGGAGUCAUUUUACUCUGACCCUGAAACCACACUACGGUGCUGCACUCGAACCUGCAGUUGGAAUCCAGCUGUGAGUGUAGCUAGUCGAUACAGGGGCCCGUCGUCGUUUCUAAAGUCCUCUCAGGUGAUGCAAACAGAGAGGGACUGGAUCGGACUUAACGCUGUCAGAGUUAGUGCAUGGUUUCAUGCUGUUGGGACUGCAGACAGUUCUUAAUUUCUUACAACUCCUAAGACCUUAGGCAAAGAUCUAAAGUUACACAGUCAUCCCCACAAAGACAAGAGAGGGAAGACAGUUACAUUGGCAUUGAAGGUAAACAUUUCCCACCACGGAGAAGGAAAAGCAAACAACAAAACAACAGAAACCACCCCUGAACGUGUCAUGAACUAGUCAGCCCCUGAUUGGAUGUACAAAACAGACCUUUAAAUUACUUGAGUGAAGCACAGAACAAACCUAAACGUGUUCAGGAAGGGUCACGAUGCUUUGGUGCUAACAUUCUCUGUGCUUCCGGUGUGGCGCCUGCCUUGUGUGCUAGAAGAAUCACUAAAGGACACGUAGCUGAAUGCAGCACCAGGAAGAAAGAGUCUCUCACCUGGUAUUUAAAACAAGAAACAAAAACCCUUAAACCUUCUUGACAGGUUUUGAAACGCAAGAAGUUCUUCUUGGUAUUUAUCACUAAGCCAGUAAGAAACAUAACCAUACCUUGCCAGAUGGUUAGCUGGAACCCCACAUCAUUUUCGCAUACUAAGUAGGGGCACGAGUGAAAAAACAAGGUGUUCUGUGUGAAGACACGGAGAUUAAAUUCCUGCAGUCUGAUUGUGAGGAAGAACAUCUGGCUCGGAAGCCUGGGCCUGUCUCUCCUGACACCAGUCCAUGGAGCCUCUGCUUUCAAUGAGGCAACCCGGUCUGUCUGAGAGAGCCCCCUCUUCAUCAAAUUAAAUUAGGGGACAUAUUUAAGCUUUUCAAAUCCUGGUGCAUUGGUUGCUGAGGCCCUCGAAAUUGUAAAACUUGCAUUUUAGCCAGGUAACUAGUUUUGUUUUUAAAUAAUGCCAUCACCUUUUAAAGAACUUGUAAAAAAGCUUCUGACUUCGCCUGUGGGUACAGCUGCCCCGUGUUCCUUGCAGUGUGUGCCGUAGCUGUCUCUUAGACGCUGCGGAAGCUUGUGGUACCAGAAUAAGGGUGGAGGGAAAAUAAUCAGGUUUCAAGGUGGGAAGGUGAGAAUAGUGAAUCUCAUUUACAUUUAGGGAAGCAAACUUGAGCUCUAACCCAACAUGCCACUUUGGAAUAUGAAAUGUGAACCAUUACUAGACUUAGGGUGGUGAUCAUUUCACAGUAUAUAGAAAUAGCAAAUCAUUAUGUUGUGAACCUGAAAUUAAUACGUCCCUUAUAUCUCUGUUUUAAAAAAAAAUUUUUUUUCGAUCUUGUCUUUGAAACAAUAAACUUCUGGAGCUCCUUUUCCUUGCUAAUCAAGAUAUAACAUCCUACCAAUUAUUCUUUUUGUGGACUAGUGCUCCUCUUGGAAGCUUUUCCUAUAAUUUAGUCCCUUGUGCAGUAUCUAUAACAUAUAAUUCCGUUAAAUUAUACUACUUCUUUCCUAAAUUCUUUGAAAUGGAAAUGAAUUCCUCUCAUUGUAAUUUUGGAGCUCCUCCACUAGCUCUGGAAAUAAAGCAUUCUUCCUCAAAUCCAAUGGAAGUAAUUUGGAAUUUAUAAUUCACUGGCAUCUUGGAAAACAAGUUUUGCUGUGGAAGGCUGUUUUGAGUAAGGGCGAGUCUAGUCUGCUUUAUGGAUGACUUUGCAUUAGGUUCUUGGGCUGCAUACCAGCGUCCCCUAGUGGAAAUACGUUAUAUGACUCUGAACGCAAACCUGCCACUUUUUAAAGUGUAUUUUCAAGUUUUUAAAAGGCGUAUGUUUUUUAUUUAUUUUUUUGCCAAUAAUCUUGAAAGCAUAAUGCAAAAGGAAUUAUGUUAAAGGUAUUUUAAACCUUUCCCAAAGGGAAAAAUGUACUUAUAUCACAGGGAGUUGCAAUUCUAAUCUUUUGUCCAUUUGAUUGAAGAAAAUUUGCAGGCCAUUUUUACCUCUCACUGUCACAAUCGUUAAUGUCUCUCUUUAUAACCGACACUUUGUUUACUUCAAAACACCAAGUUGGCUGCCUUUUUUUAUUUUACAUGUUAGAUAGAACUCAUGCAGUUUUCUUUUUUUAUUGAAAGUUCACAUCUUGUUCCUUGAAUAUUUUGAACAUUUUUUUGAAUUAUUUUUUUAUCGUUUAUUUUUGUUUUGCACUGUAAAACCGAUUAAAAAUUUAAGCCCGUCUUAGCACAGGAAGUGAAAGAAGGAAUUAAAUGUGUGUGCAUGUUUAAAUCAAGCAUAUUAAAAGUAAUAUGCCAUGUGUUGAAAGUUUUUCUGUUUGUAUGUAUAAAGAUUCCUAGCAUUUUUGUCUAAUGUCAUUGUGUUGCAAUAAUUUAACUCAUUUGAUUUACUUGCUAAAAAUAUUUUGUCUGUUAAGAAGUGCUCUUGACUUCAAUACCUAAACACUGAAAAUUGUGUCUAAGGUGCCCAAAGAUAAGUUUUUCGAUAGAUUUACACCUUAUAAGUUGGGAUCUGUUUUGUUAUUCGUUAAUUUAACUAUGCUGUGUUCUAAAUGAAUCAUGAAUGAGACUAGUUCUUUAUUCUGGAAUUAUUUAAAAUUGUCCUUUAAAAGAAUAAGAGGAAGCUAUAAAUAUAAGCUAAUCUAGUUGCCAAGUUGGGAUUCAUUAUUUAAUUUACCUCUUAUGCAAUGAUUAAUGCUGCAAAAUGUAUGGUUAUAUUAUGGUAUGUUCUCAAAAGAAAUAUUACUGCGAGAUUUGAGAGGUGUAGCCUAUUGUCUUCUUUCAGAAACUUACUGUACUGUUCCAAUGUGUUAAGUGCCUUGUUGUAAAGUAAAAUUUUAAGCCUAGAAUGCGUUAUUUUCCUGACAUAUAUUUUUCAUUAUGAUAUAUACUGUAUGUUAUUAUAAUAGUUUUAUUAAAUGCUUAUGUUUUAAUCAAA